AUGUUCACACCAUUAACACAAGUAUUUUUGCCUCUGGCACUUUCCGGUCUCGUCAUCACAUGGAUUAUUGUACCAACCAUUCGUUAUUUCCUCGAUCGAAAACGCCUAAGACAAUAUCCUGGACCGUUGCCGGCUGCGUUUACCGACUUAUGGAUGAUGUACAAGCAUUACACCGGAGGUCGAACCAAGUCUAUCCAUGAAUUGCACAAGAAGUACGGCAAGAUUGUACGAGUGGGCCCGGAGUCUCUAUCAUUUGCUUCUCUCGAGGCUGUCAAAGAUAUCCAUGGGCAUGGAACGGCGGCUUUCAAAGACAAAUUUUACACCUCUCUGGCUGGCGACCAUAGGCAGUUGCUCGAUUCAAUUGACAAGGAGCAACAUGCAAAGAAGAGAAAGCUCUUUGCAGCAGCAUUUGCACAGAAGUCUGUCGAAGAAAAGGAGCACAAUGUCAGAGAGGACAUUCAGGAACUCAUCAACCAGUGGGACAAGCUUGCUAGUCCUCAACCUCCUGCCGAUCAGACCGUUUUUCAACCUCAUGAGCUCAUUGACGCCAGACGCUGGCUUAACCUCCUUAUGCUUGACUUGGCUGGCGACUUUGCUUUCAGCAUGAAACUGGGAUUCGUCGCUCAGGGUGAUGACCUUACGACGUGCGAGACUAUCCGCGGCGAGAAAUAUCUGGCACAUCCUGAAGCGUCCAUCAAUCCCAACCUGCAGAUUAUAUCAACACUGGGCUAUGCACGGUCUUCCUUUUUCAAGAUCAACCGCAAGCUCUUCUCGUGGCACCGCGGCUGGAAGGAUGGCGAUAUCAUAACGGACUUCAUCACCCAUCUUGUGAAGACACGCUUAUCAGCCGAUGCUGACGGCAAAGAGCGUUCUGAUUUUUUCCACGCCCUGAACUACACACGAGACGGUGUACCGAUUGGUAUGGAGAUGGGAGAGCUGAUCCAAGAAUGCAGCUUGCUCAUGGUGGCUGGCAGUGAGACGACUACAUGCGCUUUGCAGAACAUCUUCCAUUAUCUUAUCCGCAACCCGCGAUGUAUGGAGACUCUAUAUGAGGAGGUAGCCACUGCAUUUGAUGAUGAAGACGAGGUGGUGCCAGCGUACGACAGGAUCAAAUUCCUCCCAUAUCUACGGGCCGUGAUUGACGAGACGUUACGCCACCGGCCUUCAUUGGCCAUUGCCUUGCCUCGUGUCACCCCUCCUGAGGGCAUGAGCAUUGCUGGAGUUUGGGUUCCUGGAAAUACAACUGUGAGCACUCCAACUUGGACCAUCCAUCACGACCCUGAACUCUUCGAGGCCCCCUUCGAGUUUCGGCCUGAGAGAUGGCUAGGGGAGUCUGGCGCUCAUCUGCAAACAAGCUUUGUACCUUUUAGCACUGGUGCAAGAGCAUGCGUUGGAAGAAAUAUGGCCUACAUGGAACUGAGUCUCAUUGUUGCGACUUUGGUUCAUCGAUAUCAUUUUGCUCUCUCGUCUCCUGACUGGGAGCCCACCAUCUACGAGACGAUGGUUAUCAAGUCUGGACCCAUGCCGGUUAAAAUCUGGCGCCGAGCUUCUGCAAAGGCCUCUUAA
Amorphotheca resinae ATCC 22711 is the source of this 1566-nucleotide messenger RNA. RefSeq lists its product as hypothetical. NCBI's taxonomy places the organism in Eukaryota, Fungi, Ascomycota, Leotiomycetes, Helotiales, Amorphothecaceae. The coding region runs from base 1 to 1566 and encodes 521 amino acids. The transcript has a single exon. Gene Ontology annotation, molecular function: oxidoreductase activity, acting on paired donors, with incorporation or reduction of molecular oxygen; monooxygenase activity; iron ion binding. The record is from RefSeq and is a predicted model, not a curated record.